AUGAAGUCUUGCAAGAGCUUGAAGAAGUAUCCAAGACCAUCAAACGUUGAAGAAGAAAGCACAACAACAAUGAGCUCAACAGAAGAAUACAUGAAAAUAUGGAAUACUCUUACUCAUGACAACAGUGAUACCAAUGUUUAUGACACCCAGCCCGACAUUCAUGGCCACCCUACCUGUCUGCAGGACAGAGCACUGUUGACGCCCCGAAAUCACUCUGGCUGUGGUUGGAGUGUGAGGAAGGAAAAGUGUAGCUGGGCCAAAAUUAGAAGUCGCAUGGAGCAGGUUUUAGUGGGCGAAACUGUUGUUCUUUGCGCAGUAUGCUUGUAUGGGCACACACCAGGCGUGUUGGGAAACGGCUAG
Metschnikowia bicuspidata var. bicuspidata NRRL YB-4993 is the source of this 360-nucleotide messenger RNA. RefSeq lists its product as uncharacterized. The coding region runs from base 1 to 360 and encodes 119 amino acids. Lineage: Eukaryota; Fungi; Ascomycota; Pichiomycetes; Serinales; Metschnikowiaceae. The record is from RefSeq and is a predicted model, not a curated record. The transcript has a single exon.